This is a messenger RNA of Arctia plantaginis, 1863 nucleotides long. The record is from the annotation of a GenBank genome assembly. Lineage: Eukaryota; Metazoa; Arthropoda; Insecta; Lepidoptera; Erebidae.
AUGUCCAGGCUCGUCGACUACUUCGUCAUAGUGGGUUUCGACCACGAGAAGGAGAGGGGCGGUCUGAACAGCGGCGUAGUCCUUCAACGAUUUCCUGAGACUAAUUGGGACGACACUCCUUUCCACGACGGCAUAGGAUGGUUUUGCCAACCACAAGGAUGGGCUUUAUCCACGGAGCGGACGGAGCCCCGGUUCUACGUCUCCGUAUUGACGGACGUGGACGCAAACAGACACUAUUGCGCUUGUCUGUGCUUCAACGAGACCGUCGCCAUCACACCUACCAAGCCCGCCGACGAGGACGAAGAGUCGUUAGAAUCGGCGCGACCGGUGUCCAACAUCACACAUCACAGCAUUAUGUAUGCGCCCAAAUGCCUUGUCAUCGUCUCCCGCCAAGAUUACAUCGAUACCUUCAGAAAUUGCCUCGGGAUUAUAUAUACAGUAUGGGUGGAAAAUUUAGGGGUGCCUCUGGAGACGUUGGUCGGUAACCUAGUAGGCGGCGUGCUGGUGCCCGACGCAGGCGGGCCCCAGGUCCGGUUCAGCAUUGGAGCUGGGGAUCGGCAGGCGCUGCAGCCGCCCGCGGCGCCGCCUAUGCCGGUCACACACACCGCCGUCUACAUGCUGCUUAGGUUACUUGGUAUUCACAAUUCUGUAACGCUAUGGUGUGCGGUAAUGAGCGAGCACAAAGUUCUCCUGGUAUCGCUGGCGGCGGCCCGGUUAGCAGCAGUUUGUCGAGCGCUAGCUGCUCUAAUGUUUCCCUUCAGAUAUGCCCAUGUUUAUAUACCGCUGCUACCAGCAGGGCUAGCUGAGGUCCUGGCUACACCGACGCCCUUUUUAAUUGGUGUACAUUCCAGCUUAAAAGAGGAGGUUACAGAACUGUUGGACGUCAUCGUAGCCGACCUGGACGUUGGAUCCUUACACAUCCCAGCUGGUGUUAACAUUCCACAACCUGAAGGGAAACUUCUUUCGUCCCUUCAAGAAGCUUUGGCUCUAGUUUUGCAACCAGAGCUUCGGUCUGCGGAUUCAGCGUUCGCCCCCCCGCCACCCGCAUCCUCUCUACCGCAUAUGUUGGAUAAAGAAAUUAGGGCUGUAUUUAUGAGAACUUUGGCGAAGCUUUUGCAGGGGUAUAGACAUUGUCUCACGAUAAUUCGAAUCCAUCCGUCCCCGGUACUGACAUUCCAUAAAAUGGGUUUCCUGGGCGCGCGUGGUCUGUCUACCUGUCAGUUCGCUGUGCGCCUACUGGAUUCUAUGUUCUUCAACGGGCUGGUCGCCGAGCGCGGCCCGCCGUGGAGAGCCACGGAUAUAUGGGACGAAUUAGUUCAAAAUUUACCUGAACAACAGCGGUUAGAAUCUUUAAACCCGGAAUUAGAGCUGCAACAUUUACAGGAUCUAGCAAUGCAGUUACAUCUUAAUGAAAAUCCUAAUCCACAGGCAUUCCAGCAACGAAUACUACGACCACCAGAAGGUGCUUCAUCCCGCAUUCACCAACCUCCACUACCACCACUAGACGCAGCUCGAGUACGGGAAGUCAUGAGGGAAGUCCAAGCAAGAACUAGUCAAACCAAAUUAUCAGCGUUACGUCCGCCACAAGCCCGCAUCGUGCCGCCAGCAGCGCCGCCUACAGGUGCUACUGAGUACAAUCACUUACUGCUCACAAAUUCCGCUAGACGACUUGAGGUUUUACGGUCAUGCAUCGCGGCAAUAUUCGAGUGUCGGUACGCGGACGCGCGCAAGUCGUUCCCCGGCGUGCUGCGAGCGAUGCGCGCGCCCGCCGCCCGCGCCGCGCUCGUGCGGGACCUCGCUUCGCGCCUGCCCAGCAACAAGCAUCUGCUGCACCACCAUCAGUUCGAGCUAGUCGUGAGGUGA